Molecule: messenger RNA, 7535 nt
Organism: Zerene cesonia (dogface butterfly)
Lineage: Eukaryota; Metazoa; Arthropoda; Insecta; Lepidoptera; Pieridae
Gene: alpha-Man-Ib
Product: endoplasmic reticulum mannosyl-oligosaccharide 1,2-alpha-mannosidase
Exons: 13
Coding region: 937-2697 (586 amino acids)
Biological process (GO): carbohydrate metabolic process; N-glycan processing
Cellular component (GO): endoplasmic reticulum; membrane
Molecular function (GO): calcium ion binding; mannosyl-oligosaccharide 1,2-alpha-mannosidase activity
Source: RefSeq, a predicted model, not a curated record
GAUUUCUGAAUCUCAAGAGCAGAGAGCCGUCAAAUUCUUUAUUCAGCACGGUUUUCGGUCUUCAAUAAAUCCGGCUCCUAUGGAGCAAACAUUUGUUUGAGAUUAUGUAAAUAAUUAUUUUAAGAUUAUAAAUAAAUACAAUCACGAAAAUAUGAACAUUAUAGUAUGUAAAUAAUUUUCUGCUUUUAUUUUACUCGACACACAAUGUAAAAGCCGAACUUGCAAUAUUUUAAAAUUAACUAUGCACUUUUCUAUUGUGUACGUGGAAGGAACUUCUAAAGUUUUCAUUUAUAAGUGGUAAUAUAAGCUGGACAGCGAAUAACGUGAGUUGAAAAUUUUAAAUUCCGUAAAUGCAUUGCAUAAAUCACGAUCGGUGCUCUUUGUGUGCUCACCCUUUCCUGUUAUUGAUUUUCCCGGAUUGACCUAGAUAAGGUCCUGAACUAAUUUUAGGUACCCCACCUAAAAGCCUAGAUGCGCUCUGGGCGUCUCUCGAUAUUAAUAUUUCAAUUUAUUGUGGGUGUGACAGCCAUAAGAGGAGGAACUGCAUAGUUGUACAAAUGUCGAAGCCCAGAGUUAGUGGUGAUUUAUAUAUUGCUUUGAUUGUUUUUAUAAUAGUUUCGUGUUUCCAAAUUUAAAUAUUAAUAUUCGUUUGUUAUUGUGUGUGAAAUUAUCCAGAUAUAGUUGAUGUUUGUUCAUGGUGACUCCCAUAUAUCCCAUACCUUAUUCCAGUAUUUCUACCAAUAGUAGAACAGUUCUAUUUUUGGAUUCCUAAUAAUAAAUAAUCAAUUUUUAAAGGCAUAAAAUUAUAUUCUUUGCUGACUGCAAAGUCCUAUUUGUUGUGAAUUCCUUUGUAUGUACAGUUAUUUUGCAUGACAAGCAAAUGUGAAUUACAAGGGCAUCUUGAAGCGCACCCUCCCUAGAGGAUGGAAUAGGAUUAUGCCAUCCAGGAAACCUGAAACUCGCAUUGACUUUUGUGACAACUUCAUGGCAGAAACACCACCAAACAGGUACUUCCGAGGAAGGCCUGAAAGCCCCAUGUAUGUCGAACCUGUUGCUACAAGGAAUUUCUUUCGGAAAUGGAACCAGCUCUCUCGUCUGCAACGCUCUUUGGUUUUGGUUAUACUAAUACUGAUUGCAAUAUUUUGCUUCAUGUAUGGCCUAUCAAGUGCUAUCUCGCCACCGAAGGUGCUAGCAGCCAGAAGCAAAAUGAUGAAGAACUCCAGUUUGCUCUUAAAAAUGAAAAAGGCGGCCGUUUCCUCGGAAAAGGAUAAGAAGAAUAUCGUUUUGUAUGAGACGGACUUCAGCCAAAGGCCUAUUUUCACUGGACCAUCCAACGCUCAGCAGUACGCAGUGGUACAGAGUUUCAAGCAUGCCUGGAAAGGUUAUAAGGAACAUGCGUGGGGACAUGACAAUUUGAAACCCGUUUCUGGAUCUGCUUAUGAUUGGUUUGCCCUAGGAUUGACAAUUGUUGACAGCCUUGAUACAGCUUAUAUAAUGGGCUUGACUGAAGAAUUUGAAGAAGGACGCGAGUGGAUUAAGAACGAACUAGUUUUCACAAAGAAUAAGAACGUUAACUUCUUUGAAACGACAAUUCGUGUUUUAGGCGCUUUGCUCACUAAUUACCAUUUUACAGGCGAUAACAUGUUUCUUGAGAAAGCUAAAGACCUUGGUGAACGUCUAAUGACUGCUUUCGCAUCACCAUCAGGCAUACCAUAUUCCGAUGUAAACCUCGGAGCUCGUACAGCUCAUGUACCAGAAUGGUCCCACUACAGCACCACGGCUGAGAUCAGCACUGUUCAACUGGAGUUCCGAGAACUAUCCCGUGCAACCAAUAACCCAAUAUUUGAGGACGCAGCGGCGGCUGUUUCGGAGAAGCUGCACCAACUUCCCAAGAAACAUGGGCUGGUGCCGAUAUUCAUCAACCCAAAUACCGGACACUUUCUGCCGCAUGCUACCAUAACUCUGGGAGCUCGUGGCGACAGCUACUACGAGUAUCUGCUGAAGCAAUGGAUACAGACCGGAAAGACAAUUAAUUAUCUCCGCGAUGACUACUUAACCGCUAUCGAAGGGGUCCGUGAGUUCCUCGCCCGUCGCUCCGUGCCCAACAAGCACCUGUUCAUCGGCGAACUCACUGCUGGAUCGGAGGCUUACAAUAACCAGGCCUUCAACCCGAAAAUGGACCAUUUGACCUGCUUCCUGCCAGGCACAUUGGCCCUGGGCCAUGCUAACGGUUUGCCUGACUGGCACAUGACCAUGGCUGAAGAACUGAUUAACACCUGCUAUCUGACUUAUGCUGCGCACCCUACCUUCAUGGCACCGGAAAUUACUCACUUUAAUAUCGGCAGCGGCACAGAGGACAUGUUCACGAAGAUAGCUGAUGCUCACAGCUUGCUGCGUCCGGAAUUCGUCGAGAGCCUCUACAUCAUGUACCAGUUGACUGGCAACACCACCUACCAGGAUUGGGGCUGGCAAGUGUACAUGGGCAUCGAGAAGUACGCCCGCGUGGCCAAAGGAUACACCUCCGUGACUAACGUGAAGAGCGACAAACCUGCGCCUAAGGACAUGAUGGAGACGUUUUUCCUCUCCGAGACCCUGAAGUACUUGUACCUGUUGUUUAGCGAUGAUAGAUUCACCAUUGACCUGAACAAGUAUGUGAUCACCACCGAGGCUCAUCCUCUGCCAAUCCACAAAGUUUAAAUCAAAAAGCUAGAAGGACUAGUAUAAUCUAGAUGUAAUCGUAAAAAUUAGUUCAAUAUAUAAUCCCUGUAUGUUAAUCCACUUACUUCGAUUAAGUGUUAGUUGUAAUUAACACUCAUACUUUAAGUAUUAUUGGGACAAGGGUUACUUCGAGGUUGUGACAGAAUAAAUUUGGCUGCGGCCAGAGAAUUGUAGUUUAUAAUCAUCAUCAGCAGAUAUUGGAUUGGAUAUCAAGCAGAGAGCAAGAUAGCUUUGGUCUGGGUUUGCAAAGUUGGGGGAUAGUCUGUCCACGAAUUCGUCACAGAGACUAGGGGACAAAACCUACGCCCAUUUUUCAUGGCCCAAUAAUGCAAGUAAGAUAUGGGUGUUAAAUUAUUGGCAAUUAUAUACGCUUAUCAAUGUCGUAGGUAGUUUAUUUGUUGUUGUGUAAGUAGGCAAGGCUACCUGAAGUGGGAGUCGAGCAUUGUUUUCCAUUUGGGCCACGCUCGCACCGGGGAAGUUACCACACCCCCACUGGCUUAGCGUUAGUGAUAAUUUGUCACUAUAGCAGUGGGGGGGCCGGAGGCCUUUAUCCCAUUCCCCAUCCUAUCCUCUCUUCCAUAUCACAUUGCCUUGCCGCGUGACAUCCCCCUUUCCUACCCAAUCCUCCGUUCCCUACCACAUCCCACUUUCCCACCCUAUCCUCUGUUCCCUGCCACAUCCCCCUUUCCUACCCUAUCUUCCGUUCCCUGCCACAUCCCCCUUUCCUAUCGUAUCCUACGUUCCCUGCCACAUCCUCCUUUCCUACCCUAUCCUCUGUUUCCUGCCACAUCCACCUUCCGUAUGACGUUCCCCUUUUCCCCAUCGCAUCACCCCAUUCUAUAUCAAUCUUAAGAUAGGGGAUCUUAUUCUAUCAUCAUCAUUCCCCGUUUUCCCAUCCAAUCCUUUAAUGUAAGCUUACGAGUGCAAGUUAUGUCACUCAUUCGCUUUCUUGUUACAAAAAAAAAAAAAAUCUAAAAAAAAGAACCUGCUUUUGCCUUCUUCUCUUCAUGAAAAGAACUGGUUUAAAGCGCUGGUUAAAUAUGUUUGUGUAUUGUUUGCUGAUUGUCAAUUUCAUAAGUUGUUUUUAGUUAAUACUUACUUAUUUGGUUUUAGGAUGUUAUUGUUAUUUUUAAUAUUGUGUAAAAAGAUUUAUGUUUUCUUUAGCUGGUCUGUUAUGAUAAAGGAAUGAUUUGUUUAAUUUUGUAUAGUCGAUUUCUUCUAUUUAAAUUACUUUUUAGAUCUUUAUUUUUCAUUAUUUUAGGACACAAUAUGUUAUUCAUAUUAUAUAAUUUUUGAUAUUCGUAGCCAAAUAUAUACUUAAUUAAUAGAUUAGUCAAAUUAGAAAAUUUCCUUUUAUAAUUUUAGCAGCAAAUGAGUAUAUGUCCUUUAAUUUACUCGCUUAUUUUUUUAAGUUUUAGAUGCAAGUAUGAGCCAAUGCACGCAUCCCACUAAAUGAUUCUAGAAUCUUUUAGAAGAAAUUCGUUCGUCGAAUUCGCACUACAAAAUUAUUGUAUUCUCGAGAUAAUAACAUCUAAAGGUGUAGUUAGGUUGAUUCUUUUCGACCGUAAAUACCAAUCACACAUAUUGCCAGCAUCAAAAAAACAUCUUGAGACGCUUAUUUUUGUGUGUAUUAUUACGGAUGUUUAGUAUGUAAUUAAGUAAUAUAAUGUAUUAUGUAAUGACGUAUAUAUAGUGUCGUAUAACCAUCUACUUAGCGCUAAAAGUUCUACACGUUCACGAUUCUUUCACGCAAAAAUUAUCACUUAUGAAAUUGUGCGUUGAAAAAUCUGGACGGCGUUGGGUUAGGUUAGGAAAAGUUAGUUAUUGGCGGUGUUAGUACACCCCCGUGCCUCGGAGAGCACGUAAAACACGGUCCUGCGCUCGAUCUCCGGUCCAUCGGCUGAUCCGAUCGGAUGGAGUGACGGAAUAGAGAGUGCAUUUGUGUUCGGGCAUAAAUGCACUUUAGUUAAUAGGAUAUUUGCCGAUGCGUAUCUCACUAAUUCAGUAGUAUUGCAUAUAAUCGAUUAGUAGUAAUAAAUGCUUAUUAACUAUAAUUGCCAAUAAGUAUACCUACUAUAUAAAAGUAGAAUUAAUUGUAUCUUAUAAUACUAAUAUGAGUAUAAACUCGGAAGCCAAAUUAUGUCCAACAAUGAUUGACGAAACAAAACUCAAUAUCAUCGAAGAGUUAGAUCACGAUAAUGACCUCGGGUCACCGUGUCAAAUAUUUUUUAAAUCGAAGACCAUUCGCAUUGCUUAGAGACGGUUGAAUUUUGACAUCACUUCUUUGUGACCAAUAUAUAAAAAAAAAUAAUUUGGAUUUCCGUAUAUAAAAAUGAAUUUAUUAAAGUCCUUCCUUUUCUUUUUACUCAUAUCUAUGUAGCAAUUCGAUUAAAUUAACAUUUUUAAUGACAUUAGCUUACAUUUCAUAUGUCUUGUGCUGACUUGACUCGUUGAUCGAAUAUUUUUGUACAUAAAUACCUGUUGCGAUGCAUUUUACACGAUUGCUGUAGGAAAAUUAGGGGUAGGGUACACGCGCUGAAUUUAGAGUGAAUUUAGGGUUUUCUUUUUGUAUAUUUGGUGCUUUCUUUGUUCUUUGAUUUCGUAAAUCGCUGUUGAGAUCACAAAUUACUUUUUGACAUAUUCGAUAAACACAGUUGAGAGUAUUUUCCAUUUUAUACCUAGAUUAUCCGUAUAAUAUAAUUUACUCGAAAUUCAGCGUAUAUGGUAAGGAAUAAUAUAAAGAUUGUUGUUUCGGUGCUCACUUACGCGUAGACUAAAAUAAGACCAAGCAAUGAGUUCCUCCUAUUAAAUCCCGAACUCUUUAUGUACUUAUUAAAUUAAUAAGGGGAUACGAUCUCUAAAACUUAAAACCAUCCAGGUAUGAGCUUAGCUCCCAUAUGGUUAACUAAGAACUGUAGUUAGGUUUAAAUUUUAUUAGCUAAAGGGUCAGAUGUCAUCGUCGAGGCAUUCAGAAUUCAGUGCUCGCGUCUGAUUUGCAACCCUUUUCAUUUUAGCCAAAUUUAAUCUUAACUUUAUUUUUAAUUUUCAUUAAAUUAUAGUCAUAUCUCGUCAAUUUUAGUCACUUGACCAAUGACAAAAAUGCAUCGUAAAUCUUUAAUAGGAAAACGAUGUACAGGCUAAGACUAAAGAUAUUCAAUAUUUACUUAUAAGAAACAAUUAACAAUACAAUGUGGACGCUUUAAAUUAAGAUAUCUUACUUAUUAUCAACGGACGAGACAAAUAUUUACCCGGAUAUACUAAAGCACUAUUUGCCAAUUACCUACGGAUAUUACGGUUAGAUUGCUUACAUUCUACCUUGUGGGAUGAGUUUUAUAGACUUGGUAUAAUAGGUACAGUCUAAGUUGGAUUAUACAUAGGAGUAUUUUUUUAAAUUGUAUCAAGGUUGAAUGUAUGUAAUAUGACAUUAGAUGUAAAAGACAUUACAUAUCUAAAGUGAAGUCUUUAUACCCUUUUAAGACCUGAGAACUAUCUGGAAUACUUUAUCUUUAACUAGAAAUUAAGGUUAUUAUGACGUGACUUGAAAUAUGACGUUUUAGGUUUUUUGCGAUUCGCACAAAAUCUAUACGGCCUAUGUAAGGCACUACUGCAUUUAACUGUUGCGUCAAUAAUAUUUGAUAAAUUCUUACACAAUACGUAAUAUAUAAGUAGUUUUUGUGUCUAUUUUAUCUAAUAGUAUAAGUGACUCUGAUUAUUAUUGAUAUUUUACGAGUAUUCUAUGUAUUACGCGGUGUUGAUUGAAAUUAGAAUUUGGUAGGAGGUUAACCGAUCAAUAAAGAGGUUAUCUUUAUGUUGAUUGGUCGACGAUAACAGGGACUCGGUGAACAGUUAUAAGAAGGGACACUUAGAUUAAUUUUACAUAAAGCAUACAGCUGUGCGGAAACAAGCACAAAUCUGUGUGGAACUAUUCCGCAUACUUAUUUCUUAAUAAUAUAAUAGAUAUGUGUGUCCUAUAUCUGUAACGGAUCCGUCAUAAUCCUUACUUAUACACCUCAAUAUAGGGCGGAGAAAUUAAUAAGAUAAGUUUCAUUAAAGGAAGGCAUUCACUGUUAAUCAUUUGGUGCGACCACAAAGAAUAGAGUCAUAUUUUUAUGGCAGUACAUCAGGUUUUCACAUUCAUCAUGACAUGGAUUGACCGCGAAUGCCUGCCUACCGUAAAAAUAUUUUCAGAACCUAAUGUUACACUCAAUGUUAAAGAUAACUUAUAUAUGUUAGUAUGAUAAGGGAUAUUGCGAUUGAAGUUAAAAAACAAAAUUCUCGCAUACUCUACCCAUGAUGUUGAAACUGAGCAACUUGUGCCAACCAUUGCGAGUUAUACUGGAAUGAUCAUAUUCGAAUUUAAAUUGAAAUCGCUUUUGGUGUCCUAGUAGUUAUUUAUGAGUUUAACUUCAAUCCCAAAGUAAAAAGACAUGACUGUUGUAGCAAUUAAAUGGUUGUUUAGUGUUUCGUGAAACUAACUAUACUAUUUAUAGAUAUUAAUCGUUCAGGCCAGUAUAAUUUAUCGAUAUUUUAUAUUUUACGAUUCCUUGAUGUAAUACGGCCUGUAUUGUCAAUGUUAUUACUAUUAUAUAUUUUAAUCUUUAACCGCCAGCAGGAGUCCGAAAGUUUUAUUAUAAAAGAAAUUACAAAGAAAAUUUUUGAAAUUAAAAUUGAAUUAUGAACAGGUCAUAAUACAUAAUAUACACACCAAUGCGAACUUCAAAAGUAAUCACGAACUUAACAGAAUUUACUAAGAAUAUAUAUUUUGAUACUUUGGACUUCUGCAGCGUCAUACUUUAGGUGUCUAUACAAAAAAAAAA